Molecule: messenger RNA, 1545 nt
Organism: Eimeria maxima
Lineage: Eukaryota; Apicomplexa; Conoidasida; Eucoccidiorida; Eimeriidae
Exons: 4
Cellular component (GO): mitochondrion
Source: RefSeq, a predicted model, not a curated record
AUGGUGCGCUGCUCUUUGUUGCACUCCUAUGCCUGUCUUGCUGAGGCCCCAUAUAAGGGGCCUCAGAAGCUCCGCUGUGGUGCUAUUUUUGGUACUCCAAACAACCGCAUAGCAGCAGCAAGGACACUACCAGCAGAAGAAAUGGUCGCUAUUCCUACAGCAGCAGUAGCAGUACCAACAGCAACAAUUCCUAUAGUUCCUAGGAGGGCUUCCGUUGCACAGCGGCUAGCUACUGGCUGCCUUGCCCUCAGCAAGGCAGCCAGCAGCUUCAGCUGCUACUGCUGCUCUUGCCGGAGCAAAGACAACAGCAGCAGCAACAGCGGCAGCCACGGGGGCAACAUGCGCUGUUGCCCAAGCAGCGAAUUAGGAGCUCACUUGAAGGGCGAGUUGGGGACAGCGCCCUCUUGUACUCCCUAUGGAGGCAGCAACAACAUCAGCAGCAGUAGCAGCAAUAACAGUGCCCACAACAGCAACAGUCGUCAUGUUCGUGAUAUAUGGACCAGAAGCCCCCUCAGGGGGUUCUUAAAAAGGUCCAUUGACAUCUCCACUGGUGCUGCCAACGCUUCCUCUGCGGUGGUUGCAGCUGUUGCUGAGCGAACGAUAAUACAGUUGGCUGUACCAUCGACGGAGGUUGUUGGUGCCUCUCGUCACCUCUCGCUGCAACAACAGCGGAAGCUGCAGCGGAUGCACCAGCUGCAGCUGUUGCAGCUACAGCUCGUAGGUGUUCCUUGGAUGCUGGGGGGUUUACGGGAGGUUCACCUCCCCCCUGUGCCUUCUUCUGCGACGGCGGCUGAUUUUGGAGGGCCCUCUGCGGCGGCAUCCACUCCACAAGUGCAGGUUCAGCAGUGUCUCAAGUUGCAGCCGCAAAAGGGGCUGCAGCAACAGCAGCAGCAGCAAGAAUCUGUGACGGCAACUAAGCAACGAAUGGUCCUGCGCGAAGCUGAGCAGCCCUCCAGUUUGCAGAGUGCUGAGAGGCCUCGGUCGCAGCAGCACCAGCAGCGGCAGGCCAUAGAAACACGCAGAAACAGACUGGGGGGAGGGAGAGGGGAAGACGGGGGGAAGUCGGAAGGACGCAAACAAGAGGCUCAGCUGACGUGGCGAGAGGCGUGGCAUGUCUUUGGUGUUGCUGCGCUGCCGAUGGUUGGCUUUGGCUUGAUGGACCAGCUGAUUAUGAUCCGCCUGGGGGAUCUGCUGGACACGACGUUAGGCGUAAAGUUUGGGCUAGCGACUUUGUCCGCUGCUGCAGUGGGGCAGCUGUGCAGCGACACUGCGGGAGUUUUGUUUGGCUCGACAAUCGAGUCCUGCGCCAACAGACUAGGCUUCCCGCCCCCAAACCUGUCAGCAGCUCAAAGAGCCUCCGCGGCUUUCGGGAUCGCAAAGACACUGGGGGCGGCAUCGGGGGUUUGUUGCGGCUGUCUCCUAGGGAUGCUGCAGCUUCUGAUGAUUGAUUUGGAUAAGGCGGACAGGCUCAAGCAUCAGCAGCAACUGGAUGCAAUUUUUGAGACGGUUUUGAUUGACGGCCCGAAGCUCUUCCACUGCGAGAGG